Pipra filicauda (Wire-tailed manakin) is the source of this 1456-nucleotide messenger RNA. It is a transcript of the gene ACBD4, whose product is annotated as acyl-CoA binding domain containing 4. Gene Ontology annotation, biological process: fatty acid metabolic process. The coding region runs from base 42 to 1124 and encodes 360 amino acids. The transcript has 10 exons. The record is from RefSeq and is a predicted model, not a curated record. Gene Ontology annotation, molecular function: fatty-acyl-CoA binding. Lineage: Eukaryota; Metazoa; Chordata; Aves; Passeriformes; Pipridae.
GCCGGGGUCGGUGCGGGGCUGGGGCCGGUCCCGGUCCCGCCAUGGAGGAGCCGAGCUGCGGGGCGCAGUUCCGCGCCGCCGUUCAGGUGAUCCAGGGGCUGCCGCGGAGCGGGGCGUACCGGCCCUCCUACGAGGAGAUGCUGCGCUUCUACAGCUACUACAAGCAGGCGACGGCGGGGUGCUGCCAGGGCCCGCGGCCCGGCUUCUGGGACCCCAUCGGCCGGUACAAGUGGGACGCGUGGCACAGCCUGGGCAGGAUGUCCAAGGAGGAGGCGAUGGCCGCGUACGUGGCGGAGAUGAAGAAGGUGGCCCAGAAGGUCAUCGACACCGUGCCCAUGGACGAGACCACGCAGGAGAUGUUCCGCUACUUCGAGCCGCUCUACGAGGUGAUCCACGACAUGCCCCGGCCCCCUGAGUUCUUCUUCAAGAGGAAAGGGGACAGUCGGGAACAGCCAGACGGCCCCUCCCAGGAUGUGCCAGGGAGCAGCCCGGCCCCGGAGUGCCCCGAGGAUGCCCUGCCCGGGGAGCAGCAGGGCGGGCAGCACGUGCCAGGAGGUGGGCUGGCUCCUGCCCCCGAGGGGCUUGAGGGCAGCCAGGUGACCAGUGACUCCGAGGGGGACAUGUACUGCGACACCCUGGAGCAGGGGGAGCCCGAGAAGGCUGGGGGGCCGCAGGGCCUCACCCCAAAUGGCAUCCAGGCCGGGGCUGAGCCCCUGGAGCCCCAUGGUGCUGGGCAGGGGCUGUGGGGCGAAGGCAGAAGACCCGAGGGGAGCAGCAGCACUGACCUCGUAACCCUGGGCUCCCAGAGAGAUCCCCGGGCCACCGCGGGGGAGCAGGACCUCGGGAACACCGCCGAGCUCAGCCCGGAGCUGGAGGCCCACGUGGCCAGCGCGGUGCAGGCCCUGCAGGAGGAGCUGCGGCGGGUGCGGGAGCGGCUGAGCCGGCUGGAGACGCUCACCUGGGCACAGGGGGACACGGCUGGGACAGACCCCGACCCGGCACUUGCUCCGCAGGUGACGUCCCCGUGGCCCCUGACGGUGUCCCCCCGCACGCUGCUCUUCCUCGCCACCUGGCCCUUCCUCACCCAGUGGCUGCUGCGCCGCUGGCAGGGCAGGAACAGGUGACCAAGAGGUGCCCGCCACGGCCCCGCUGCCACCCCAUCCUACCCCAUCCAUCCCGCUUGGCACCAGCCGGGGGAGCUCCGCGGACCCAUCGCAUCACCAGCCACGGGGGCUCCGCGGGCGGGACCCACCCCGGGCGGGGGAGCCCCCGAGAGCCACCAGCGCCACCACUGUCACUCAGGGCCAGCCCCGAGGGGAGCGGGGCCGGGAUCGCUUGGGAUCCACCCGGGCUCUGGGGGAUCCCAUCCACGCACAGCCGGACCAGCCGCCCGGACACGGCGGGGCGCUGGGGCACCAUCCGAGCCUGCCUCGAUUAAAGUUGCCUUUUCGGUGCA